AUGGCGUGGGCACUGGGCGCCGCUGCGCUGGGGGCGAGCCUCUUGGGGGUCGCCGGGCAGCUGGUGGAGCCCAGCACAGCGCCCCCCAAGCCCAAACCGCCCCCGCUGACCAAGGAGACGGUGGUGUUCUGGGAUAUGCGCCUAUGGCACGUGGUGGGCAUCUUCUCACUCUUCGUGCUGUCCAUCAUUAUCACUCUGUGCUGUGUCUUCAACUGCCGCGUGCCACGGACCCGGAAGGAGAUUGAAGCCCGUUACCUGCAGAGAAAGGCAGCCAAGAUGUACACAGACAAGCUAGAGACGGUGCCACCCCUCAAUGAACUUACAGAGAUCCCUGGAGAGGACAAGAAGAAGAAGAAGAAGGACAGUGUGGACACAGUAGCUAUCAAGGUGGAAGAAGAUGAGAAGAACGAGGCCAAGAAGAAAGGAGAGAAGUGAGGAGGGCUGCCUGGAGAUGGCAGUGGUCUGGCAGGCCCUCCCUAGACUCACAACCUGUCUACAAUUCAGGCACCUUUGACGCCAAAUUGGACUCUGGA
This is a messenger RNA of Suncus etruscus (white-toothed pygmy shrew), 533 nucleotides long. It is a transcript of the gene TMIE, whose product is annotated as transmembrane inner ear. The transcript is spliced from 4 exons. Lineage: Eukaryota; Metazoa; Chordata; Mammalia; Eulipotyphla; Soricidae. The record is from RefSeq and is a predicted model, not a curated record. Bases 1 to 435 code for a protein of 144 amino acids.